Molecule: messenger RNA, 174 nt
Organism: Funneliformis caledonium
Lineage: Eukaryota; Fungi; Glomeromycota; Glomeromycetes; Glomerales; Glomeraceae
Source: the annotation of a GenBank genome assembly
AUGAUAAGCUCCUACGCAAAUACGUUUACUAUUACUCAACAAAAUGAUUCAAGUAAUUCUCCACUUGGUAUAGAUUUUGUUCAAGAAUUAAAUGCACUAUGGAACAUUCUAGUGAACAAAAAUCUCGAAUUAUGUGGACUGAAAAAGGACCUAAAUCUUUACUUGCUUUCUUAA